This is a messenger RNA of Danio rerio (zebrafish), 1363 nucleotides long. NCBI's taxonomy places the organism in Eukaryota, Metazoa, Chordata, Actinopteri, Cypriniformes, Danionidae. The record is from RefSeq and is a predicted model, not a curated record.
UGCACUAAUGGGACCUGCCUAAACACAAUUGGCUCGUUUGGCUGUGUUUGUGAUAUGGGAUUCAGGAGCAAUGGAACUAGCUGUUUUGACAUAGAUGAGUGUUCAGGAUCACAGAAUGAAUCGAUAUGUCAACUCCACUCUACAUGUUCCAACAUCCCUGGGUCUUAUAAAUGUCACUGUGACUCAGGUUUCCUGCUUAACAGAACAGAAUGUCAAGACAUUGAUGAAUGCCUUGCAGAUGACAGUCCCUGCACUGCCAACUCUGUAUGUAUAAACUCAGUUGGGUCUUUCCGUUGUCUUUGUGCAUCUGGGUUUAAGGAGGACGGACUAAAGUGUACAGAUAUCAAUGAAUGCCUUUCAAAUGGAACCUGUCGUCCUGAUCAGGUUUGCAUCAACAAACCUGGAUCAUACCUGUGUUCCUGUCCACCAGGACAUCAAGAGGAAAGUGGUAACUGCAUUGACAACAAUGAAUGUGCAAAUAACACUACCUGCCACCCUCUGGCGAGAUGCUGGAACACAGUGGGGACUUUCACAUGCCAAUGUCGCUUAGGUUACGUUGGGAAUGGGACAUACUGUAAAGACAUUGAUGAGUGUUCCACUUCUUCCUCACGUUGCCACAAGUCAAGCAAAUGCAUCAAUACCCCAGGGUCUUAUGUAUGUGUGUGUGCAGCAGGUUUUGUUGCAUUAGGUUCUGUUUGCGUAGAUCUUGAUGAAUGUCAGGCCAAUAGAGGUAUAUGCCAUCCUGCUGCCACAUGCUACAACUCCAUAGGUGGGUUUCAAUGCCAAUGUGGCAAUGGUUGGGAUGCCUCAGUUGGAAAUGGACGUGGAAUGGGUGGAUGCAUAGACCAGAAUGAGUGUCUCUCACCCAAUGUGUGUUAUAGAAACAGAACCUGCACCAAUUUCAUAGGAUCGUACAGCUGUGCCUGCUCUCCCAGAGAUACCCACUGUUCACAGCUAUCACUGAUGGAAAGUGACCUGUAUCCAUUUGGAGAGGAAGCAGGUGAUGCCAAGUUAACAAUAACAACGGCAGAUGGAAUUUCUCCAUACAUCUUACCUCCUACAGGCUUCCUAUUCAUGGGCAAACAAUAUGAACGACUAUUAUUUUCAGAUAAUGGCCUGGUGCAGUUUCAGUCAGUCAAUGAGAAUGAAAAACUGUUGCUCCCUGCUCCAAUCCCAAAGGGGUUUCAUGGUAAUGAAAGCCUGCCUAUGUUGGCAGUGUUCUGGGAUGACGCAGACCUUACACUUGGGGAUGGAAAACUACUAUACCAGGUUAGUUUCACAAAUACAUAAUGUCAACUAAUCGUAUGGUCUUGUUUCUACUAUAAUGUUGUGGGAACCACACAACUAAAGUGUUUAAAGUCUG